CGUGAGUUCGAGUUGCUCGCUUUGACUGUUAAACCCUUUUAGAAAACCCAGAACUCCAGGAGAAAAGAUUUCGUAGAGACUGGAGGGGAAGAAAGGCCAGGAACGUUCUUCAGUUGAAUAAGGAUGCAUGCGUCCUCUCUAUCACUUUUCCCUGCAAGAGCUUUUUUUCAUAACCUCGAUGAGAAGAAAAUCGCGUUUGGGUUGACGAGAGACCAUCCUCAAAUGGCAAGGAAAAUGGUGAUGGUGAGAGCAGGGCCAAAGAAGAUAGCUUUUGGGAGAGAUUGCAGAGAGGCCUUGCAAGCUGGAAUUGAUAAGCUAGCCGACGCUGUUUCUAUUACUUUAGGACCUAAAGGGCGUAAUGUUAUCGUCUCUGAGUCUGGGAAUCUAAAAGUAAUUAAUGAUGGUGUUACAAUUGCUAAAACCAUAGAGCUUCCAGAUGAAAUUGAGAAUGCUGGAGCAAUGUUAAUCCAAGAGGUUGCAAGUAGAAUGAAUGAUUUGGCUGGAGAUGGCACUAGCACUGCAAUAAUUUUAGCCCGACAAAUGAUCAAAUCUGGGUUGCUGGCAGUUUCUUUUGGGGCUAAUCCCAUUUCUGUGAAGAAAGGAAUGGAUAGGACAGUUAAAGAGUUGGUCAAGGUCUUGAAGAAGAAAAGUAUGCCUGUCCAAGGGAGGCAUGAUAUAAAAGCUGUGGCUUCUGUCUCUGCUGGGAACGAUGAGUUUGUUGGAAACUUGAUUGCAGAAGCUAUUGAUAAGAUUGGCCCAGAUGGAGUAAUCUCUGUUGAAUCAUCCUCGUCCUUUGAAACCUCUUUGAUAGUUGAAGAAGGAAUGAAGAUUGACAAGGGUUAUAUGUCACCCCAAUUCAUUACGAACCAGGAAAAGUCACUUGUGGAGUUUGACAAUGCUAAAGUGUUGGUGACAGAUCAAAAAAUCUCAACAGUCAAAGAAAUUAUUCCUGUACUGGAAAAGACUAAUCAACUGAGUGUCCCACUUUUAAUCAUUGCUGAGGACAUCUCAAGGCAAGUUCUGGAGACACUAGUGGUGAACAAAAUGCAAGGCUUACUUAAUGUUGCUGUUGUGAAAUGUCCAGGUUUUGGAGAUGGAAAGAAAGCUCUUUUGCAGGAUAUUGCCCUUAUGACAGGUGCGGACUUUCUUUCUGGAGAUUUGGGUCUGACUCUCUUAGGUGCAACCUCAGAUCAGCUUGGAAUUGCAAGUAAAGUAACUAUAACAAGUAAUUCAACGACAAUAGUUGCUGAUCCUUCUAUGAAAGCUGAAAUCCAGGCAAGAAUUUUGCAGAUAAAGAAGGAUUUAGGUGAAACAGAUAAUGCAUAUCUUUCAAGAAAACUUUCUGAGCGAAUAGCUAAACUCUCGGGAGGUGUUGCGGUAAUUAAGGUUGGAGCACACACAGAAAUAGAACUUGAGGAUCGGAAACUCAGAAUCGAGGAUGCCAAGAAUGCCACUUUUGCAGCCAUGGAUGAAGGGAUAGUGCCUGGUGGUGGUGCCACUUAUAUACAUCUCAUAGAUCAGAUUCCUGACAUAAAGGAGUCAAUGGAAGACUUACACGAACAGAUUGGUGCUGAUAUUGUAGCAAAGGCACUUAUUUCACCUGCUAUGUCAAUUGCAAAUAAUGCUGGGGUUGAUGGAACUAUUGUAGUAGAGAAGACUCGAAAUUGUGACUGGCGAAGUGGGUACAAUGCAAUGACAGGAAGAUAUGAAGAUCUUCUCAAUGUAGGAGUGAUAGAUCCUUGCCGGGUUUCAAGGUGUGCACUUCAAAAUGCAGUCUCAAUUGCAGGAGUUCUUCUAACAAGUCAAGCUGUAUUAGUAGAAAAAAUAAAGAAACCAAAGCCACCUGUCCCUCAUGUUCCUGGAAUAACACCAUGAAGAAACAAAAGAAACAAAACUAGAGAAUCUUGGCAGCUUAGUUGAUAGCCAAUAGUGAAGAUACAGCCUAGAGUGGUCUAAGCUGUUUGUUUAGAAUAUUUGAGCGCUGCACUGAGUUUAAGCUUGGUUCUUCAAUCGAUGAAGCUGAAGAAGCAUUUGAACCUGCCAGCUAAGGGGAAAACUUGACUAAAUUUAUAGGGCAUGCGAUCCAUGGCGUUCUUCUUGUAAAUGCAAUUAGUUAUAGGCAUUUCAACUGUUCAAGCUCGCUCUUUUCUGAACCGGAUGAUUGAAAUUUUUUGGUGUUUUGAACCGUAUGCAACAUGCUUCCCAUCAUAGUAUGGUUUUUGUGGAUUAUGUGAGCAUCAAAUAUUAAUGACAUCAUUUUCAAUAUAAUAUCUAAAAGAAGCACAUGAGAAA
Molecule: messenger RNA, 2292 nt
Organism: Carica papaya (papaya)
Lineage: Eukaryota; Viridiplantae; Streptophyta; Magnoliopsida; Brassicales; Caricaceae
Gene: CPN60ALPHA2
Product: TCP-1/cpn60 chaperonin family protein
Biological process (GO): protein refolding
Molecular function (GO): ATP binding; ATP-dependent protein folding chaperone
Source: RefSeq, a predicted model, not a curated record